GGGCAUAAUCCGCCAAAGCUGUGCGAAUUGUCAACAAAAAGACGUUCCGUUUACCGCAAAGACGUUUUUUAUGAGAAAAAUCCAUGAAAAAACCGCGGAUUCCGGGAAGAGCCUCUAAAAAGUGAAGUGAUCAUAGUGGUUCUGUAUGAAAUUAUGAAGAGGCGAAAUGUGGAACUGGCUAAGAUGAGAAGACCCAUGAAAAAGAACAAAAUUACCGAGGGAUUUUAUGGAAGCGCCCUUCUCUAUUUGAAGUUUCUGAUUUUGUGGAUCUUGGUAAUACUAGCGGAUUUUAUUUUGGAGUUCCGAUUUGAAUUUCUAUGGCCAUUCUACCUAGUGAUACGUACACUGUACGACUCCUAUAGGUAUCAAGGCCUUCUAUUUUCGGCUUUCUUCGUUGCCAUUUCGCUCACAUCGGACAUGCUGUGUUACUUCUUCAUACCAGUGCAUUGGCUCUUUUUCGCUGCCAGUACUUACGUAUGGGUACAGUAUGUUUGGCAUACAGAUAAAGGAAUUUGUACGCCGACGAUAAUCCUUUGGAUUUUAUUUGUGUACCUUGAGGCGGCCAUUCGACUAAAAGAUGUUAAACAUCUUCCGGGACAUUUGGACCUUUGUCGACCGUUCGCUGCACAUUGCAUAGGAUAUCCGGUCGUAACGUUAGGAUUCGGAUUCAAAACCUAUGUAGGCUACAGAAUGCGACAGCGUAAGCAACAACAUGUGGCCAAAGAAAAUGUAUUUUAUAUGCAAAUAAUGCAGCAAGCAUUACCAGCAGAGAGACCUCCCGAUCCACCCUCGGAUCAGGUUCGGCAGAGUAUCGCGCCCAUUGUCGCAAUAGCGGCUUCAAGUGUACAAAAUAAUCAUAAGGUUCAUAACCAUAGUCAUAAGGAAAAAAACGGCCACAUACCUAACGGCACCAUACCGAAUGGUGUCAAUCAUGGUACGAGAUCUCACAAAAAAUCGGCAAUCGACAAAAGCCGCGAUCACACAUCAGUCACAGACAGACACAUUAAAAUAAAUCAUUCACACAGUAACGGUUCAGUGGUGGAUUUCCACGAAGAAACGACUGACCACGAACCAAAACAAGUCAAAAGACGGGACAGGAGAGAACAAGACAAAGAGCGCGAAGCUCACGAAUACCUUCAAAGGUUAGAGACGGACACGCGGAGGUUAAAGUCCGAUUUGCAGCAAAGCAGAGCUAGCGAACAAGACCUGCGAUUGCAAGUUGCAUCGCUAACCACGUGUGAGAAAAGCACGAAAGGCGAGCUGUCGCUGCUGCAACGGCAGGUAGACGAUCUACAAGAGCGCCUGCAAAAUGCACAAUCUGCCAAGCAGACGGACAAACAGACUAUAGCCACUUUGGAGCGGCGGCUGACCGAAGAAAGACGGUUGAGAGCCAACGUGGAUUCUCAACUGGCGCAAGAGCGGAAAAAUCGUAAACAAGAAGAAGCCAGACUUGCACAAGUGACAGCACAGCAGUCUUCCAGAACAGAAUGCACUGAUCUGUGCAAGGCUCGGCGGCGAGAACUCGAGGCAGAACUGACCGAAUGUCGGCAAGCGCAGCGCUGGGCAGAAGAAAGACUAUUUGUCAGGUGCAAGACACACGAGCUGGAAAAGCAGGCGAUCGGCGAACAAGCAAGAGAUCGCGAACUGCUUAUGGCAGCAUUGUCGACGGUCCAGGAGAAAAACUCCCAUCUAGAAAAUGCCCUGUCUGCGGAAACGCGAAUUAAAUUGGACCUGUUCAGCGCGUUGGGGGACGCCAAAAGACACCUCGAGAUCAGCCAAAAUGCAAACCGAACACAAGAAAAAGAGAUCGAGGCGUUAAAAGGUAAAAUUGCGCAGGUACUUGCUGUUAUGCCGAACGAUUCAUUUGAGGCGAGUCCGACGCCAUCACACAACUCACCAAUGUCGAGAGUUCGACUCGCUGAAAGUCCGCCGGCAGGACUUUCGAAACUGGAUCCAAACGCGACGGCCUACACGCCCAAAAAUUCGACUCCCAACACGCUCAUUGCCUCUACGGAAGCUUAAGUUUGUCGAUUUUUCUCUCUCUAUCCUUUUCGUCAUUAUUAAUGUGAUUUGAUUUUGUUGAUUAUUUAUUUUCGAUUGAUUUGACCCAGCUUUGCAAAGGUUUGUGCUGGAAUGGUGGCGCUUCUGUUCGAAUAAAGCGUACCAAGUUGUUGAAAAUGGGUUUAUAUCCCGGUUGUUUAUUGUAUAUAAAAAAAUUUAACGUGUCAUUCAAAUGUUCCUCUCGGGUUUUCGGAGAUUUUUACCAUUACUGGGUUGGUAGAAAAUGGUCACAAAAAGACGAUAUUCUACUGCAACUGCGGGUCGCAUUCUUAAUAUUUGUUUAAAAGAAGCCUGCAAAGUUCGAAUGAAAUGAGACAAAAAUUCGCUUGAUAGCAACGGCGAAAACCUUGUCAAUGAUCAGCGAGGACUUUCGUUUUGGUUAAUCCACAUGUUAUAAUGUUCCCGGUGAAUUCGCUUAGUUAUAUUUACAAAUGUUUAUAUUUUCGUGCGCUUUGUUUUGUGUAUUUUUUAGGGCCCUGGCACUUUAACUUCCCACUAGUAUUGGACAGUUUGAACACACGAUGUGAUUUUCGCAUUAAGGCCAACAUUGACUAUUGCCUCAUACCUGAUUAGCGUAAGAUAUCAAAUAAAUUUGCUGUUGUAUGUUGAUGAAGGAUGCUUCGCAAGUCAUUACUUGGUGGGAUAGUUGCGGUGUCAGGUUUCCAAUGUUUAUUUUUUUGUUGUUUAAAAAAUCCAGCCUUCCGACUCACCAAUUUAUGGUUUGAUUAGGAGCUGCAAAAUUUCCACUUUCCAAAACGGCCAAACAAUAAGACUAAUCUACUGCACUUGCGGGAAGUUAUCCCAUUCUCUGGCUUAUUGCUCUUCAGGAGACUUGCUGAGUCUUGUUAAAAAACGUGAAAAUGUUUGAUGCAGGUUUUUUAUUCAUUCCUGGUGCUACUUGGAAGUUGUACUUUAUAUGAAACUGCCCCGUUCUGUAACUGUUAACUUACAGACUUCAAAUAGCAUAUCAACGUUUUUUUUGUAUUACUUACAUGCCCGUUUGAGUUGUUUACUUUUGUCAAUUUGUUAUUUUUGCGUUGUUUUUACGUCACCGAUAUUUAAGGCUGCUCGGUUAUUUAUAAAAUUGAAUUGUUCUGUUAAAAUGUAGUUUUUACUGUUUAUCUGAAUUUACUUGUGAUAAAACAAUUUAGUUGUGAAGCUUAUUUAAGGAAUGAAUUUUUCUUGCACUGAUUUAAGUCGUAAAAUCCUCGUUGUUUAUACUAUUUUUGCAACUGGUUGUUGGUAAUAUUUUAUUUCACAAUCGUUUACUGAUUUGAGUGAAUAUGUUCAUAGGAACUCAUGUUUAUAAAAGAUGAAGUGUAACAAUUACUUAAGAGCAACUUUAGCUUACAUUUAUUUCCCAGAAGACUUAAUUUGACUUCAAUUGCCUCUAUCUGAAGGUUUUAUUUUCGUUCACCUUUGCAGCAAUCUGGUUGAAGUCAGCGGAAAAUGUAAUAAUAUAAGAUUAGAAUCGUGAACGCUAUAUUUAUUGGUAUUGAUCUCUUAUUGAAAUUAGCUUUAUAUACGAAUGUAUUUUGUAAAUAUUCGGUUAAUAACUUGGAGUGAGGUGUCCAAAUAUCGAAGCGUUCACAAGCUAACGUGAAGUUAUGAGUGGAGAAGUUCGUAAGAGCAAAUUUCAACUAAAAAGAUACUGUUCUGGAUACCCUCCAUACGGAAGAAAUGUCACUUAAGUUUUAGUUUUUUUAAAUUAUUUAGAAUACAGAUUUCAGUUCCUUAAGUUUUGCGUAGGUUUUCGAAAUUCGUGCAGAACCUGCCAAAAGCAAACUAAAUUAUACUGUACUUAAUAUAUAUUUUUUUAUUGUU
Dendroctonus ponderosae (mountain pine beetle) is the source of this 3885-nucleotide messenger RNA. Its product is annotated as macoilin-1. Bases 154 to 2022 code for a protein of 622 amino acids. Gene Ontology annotation, biological process: neuronal signal transduction. The transcript is spliced from 10 exons. Lineage: Eukaryota; Metazoa; Arthropoda; Insecta; Coleoptera; Curculionidae. Gene Ontology annotation, cellular component: rough endoplasmic reticulum membrane. The record is from RefSeq and is a predicted model, not a curated record.